Menidia menidia (Atlantic silverside) is the source of this 324-nucleotide messenger RNA. The record is from the annotation of a GenBank genome assembly. Lineage: Eukaryota; Metazoa; Chordata; Actinopteri; Atheriniformes; Atherinopsidae.
AUGGCGGAAUACGUGGAAAGAGUAGACAGUGUUGUGCUCAGAACUGCAAGUCCUCUGGAGGAUGGCCUGGAGGAGGAAGAGGAAGAGUGUAUCUCUGAGGAAAACGAACUGUUGGCUAAAGAUGAGUUCACGGCGGAGGAGAACUUCACGGCCGAGUUUGAGACCGAGAACAUGAGCUGUGAAGACAUGGAGUACUUCUGCAACAAAGGAGAGGAAGACGGCAACCGGGAAGCUGGAGAUGCCGAGAUGGAAGGUCAAGGCGAGAAGAGCAGGCAUGCUGCCGUGGGCCCAGAAGAGUGGGACGGUCCAAGUAAGAGACUAUAA